AUGUGCAGUAGCGCGUGUUACACAAACCAAACGUUCGUGGACGACGACGGUUUGGCUCGCGACUCGUCUAACAGUGUGACCUCUGACUUGCCAUGUAGCAGUAACUCUGGGGUUGUCCUAGACAUCCAAGAGCUAAAGAUGGCCACCGGAGAGUCCGACGUUCCUCCCCUGUCGCUCCGAUUCCGCUUCAGAGAGCUGUUGCUAGGAGACCAGACGUCACAGAAUGAUGACAGGGUGCACGUGGAAUUCUAUGUGAAUGAGAACACAUUCAAAGAGAGACUCAAGCUAUUCUUCAUCAAAAACCAGCGAUCUAGUCUUAGGAUCCGCAUAUUUAAUUUCUGUCUGAAGGUUUUGACGUGUCUACUCUACAUCAUACGUGUGAUGACAGACAACCCUGUUCAGAUACAGAACAAUCCUGAACACAUUGUGGAUGGCCCUGGAAACACUUCAUCAUCAUCCAGUGAAAUCAACUGGAAACUCAUUCUGUGGGUGGACAGGAAAGAGCCUGUGUGGGCCAUUCAGGUGAUUGUGGCGUCUAUCAGUUUCCUGGAGGCCAUGCUUCUCAUGUACCUCAGUUACAAGGGAAAUAUCUGGGAGCAGAUCUUCCAGGUCUCUUUCCUGUUGGAAAUGCUAAACACAGUUCCUUUUAUAAUCACGAUCUUCUGGCCUCCUCUGAGAAAUAUCUUCGUUCCAGUCUUCCUCAACUGCUGGCUGGCCAAAAGUGCUCUUGAGAACAUGAUUAAUGAUCUGCACAGAGCCAUUCAGAGGACACACUCUGCCAUGUUUAACCAGGUGCUCAUUCUCAUCUGUACUCUACUCUGUCUUGUCUUCACUGGAACUUGUGGUAUCCAGCAUUUGGAGCGGGCAGGGAAAAAUCUCUCUCUCUUUAACUCGCUAUAUUUCUGCAUUGUUACAUUUUCCACCGUCGGUUUUGGUGAUGUUACACCACGGAUCUGGCCCUCACAGCUGCUGGUGGUUAUUAUGAUCUGUGUGGCCCUGGUGGUGCUGCCCCUGCAGUUUGAAGAGCUGGUGUACCUGUGGAUGGAGCGCCAGAAGUCAGGGGGGAACUACAGCCGCCACCGGGCUCAGACAGAGAAACAUGUUGUUCUCUGCGUCAGCUUCCUGAAAAUAGACCUGCUCAUGGACUUCCUCAAUGAGUUCUAUGCACAUCCCCGAAUACAGGAUUAUUACGUGGUGAUCCUGUGUCCUGGGGAAGUUGAUAUUCAGGUACGGAGAGUGCUGCAAAUCCCUCUGUGGUCUCAGAGAGUCAUCUACCUGCAGGGCUCCGCACUCAAAGACCAGGACUUACUGAGAGCCAAGAUGGACGAUGCAGAGGCUUGUUUUAUUCUCAGCAGUAGAAAUGAGGCUGAUCGAAUGGCUGCGGACCAUCAGACGAUUCUGCGGGCAUGGGCAGUGAAAGAUUUUGCUCCAAAUUGCCCCCUUUAUGUCCAAAUCCUCAAGCCAGAAAACAAAUUCCAUGUUAAAUUUGCAGUGAUGUGUUUAUUUCUCCCUUUAGAUCAUGUUGUGUGUGAGGAGGAGUUUAAAUACGCCAUGCUGGCUUUGAACUGCGUGUGUCCAGCAACUUCCUCCUUGGUCACCCUUUUGGUCCAUACAUCUCGUGGGCAGGAGGGCCAGCAGUCCCCAGAGCACUGGCAGAGGACGUACGGUCGUUGCUCAGGUAAUGAGGUGUAUCACAUCCGUCUGAGUGACAGUAUGUUCUUCAGAGAAUACCACAGCAAGAGCUUCACUUUCGCUGCCUUCCAUGCCCAUAAGAAGUAUGGUGUAUGUCUUAUUGGGGUGAAGAAAGAAGACAAUAAGAGCAUUUUGUUGAACCCUGGACCACGUCACAUUAUGGCCACCAGUGACACAUGCUAUUAUAUUAACAUCACCAAGGAGGAAAAUUCUGCCUUCAUCUUCAGACAGGAAGAGCAUCGAAAGGGGCGGGGCCAUGACAACAUACUCCCUAGCCCAUCACAUCUACCAGUUCACAGCAUCAUAGCCAGCAUGGGAACUGUUGCCAUGGAUUUUCCGAACAGCAACCCUACAGGAGAAGGAGACAAACUGGCCCCACCCACUGAGAAUGGAGCCGGAGGUCGCCGCCCUAGUAUUGAACCUGUUCUAGAGAUUGCUGAUUCCACCUCCUUACUGCCAUGUGACCUCCUCAGUGACCAAUCAGAGGAUGAGAUCACCUUAUCUGAUGAGGAGUGCUCAUCUGCCACUGAGUUUGUGAAGGGCUACCCCCCUAACUCUCCUUAUAUUGGCAGCUCUCCCACCCUCUGCCACCUCCUACCUCAGAAAGCUCCUUUCUGCUGCCUUAGACUUGACCAGGCUUGUGAGCAUGUUAGCUUUGAAGAUGCUAAAGCGUAUGGCUUUAAGAACAAACUCAUCAUUGUGUCUGCGGAAACGGCGGGAAAUGGACUCUACAACUUCAUAGUCCCGCUCAGAGCCUAUUACAGACCCAGGAGAGAACUCAACCCCAUAGUGCUACUGCUGGAUAACCUGCCUGAUGAGCAUUUUCUUGAGGCAAUUGCGUGUUUCCCUAUGGUCUACUAUAUGGGUGGAACCAUCGAUAACUUGGACAGCCUGCUGCAGUGUGGUGUCCUGUAUGCUGAUAAUCUGGUGGUGGUGGAUAAGGAGAGCACUAUGAGUGCUGAGGAAGACUACAUGGCAGAUGCUAAAACCAUCGUCAACGUUCAGACAAUGUUCAGGCUUUUUCCCAGUCUCAGCGUAAUAACUGAGUUGACUCAUCCUUCUAACAUGCGCUUUAUGCAAUUCAGAGCAAAGGACUGCUACUCUCAGGCUUUGUCUAAAUUAGAGAAGAAAGAGCGUGAUAAAGGCUCUAAUUUGGCUUUCAUGUUCCGAUUGCCAUUUGCUGCUGGGAGAGUCUUUAGCAUCAGCAUGUUGGACACACUCCUCUACCAGUCUUUUGUGAAGGAUUACAUGAUUCCUAUUGCCAGACUGCUACUGGGACUGGACACCACACCUGGCUCUGGAUACCUUUGUGCUAUGCAUGUGUGUGAAGCAGAUUUGUGGAUCCGAACAUACGGCCGCCUUUUCCAAAAGCUAUGCUCCUCCACCUCCGAAAUUCCCAUUGGAAUCUAUCGCACAGAGUCUCACAUGUUCCCCUCCUCUGAGUCCCAAGGUUCUGUCAGCACAGAAGGCUGGGAUGACACGAGGGAAAAAAAGGAGGAGCCAAAGGUCCUGACACGCAGUUCCUCAGGCAGUGACCAAUCAGAUCACCCACUGCUGAGGAGAAAGAGCAUGCACUGGACACGAUGCCUGAGCAAAAAGAACAUGAAGAGGAGUGAUCAUGCCCUUAAUAUAAGCCACUAUGUCACCAAGCAAAAGCUCCAUUUAUCCCGUCGCUCAGAGAGGGAGGAGCUUACAGAGCUGGUCAGGAACCGCAUGCAGCACCUGGGCCUGCACACGGGCGAAUGCCGAGAUACAACUAAUCUAACAGCCAGUGAUGUGAUGAAUAGAGUCAAUCUUGGCUACCUACAAGAUGAGAUGAAUGACCAGCAGAACUCUCUGUCCUAUGUCCUGAUAAACCCUGCUCCUGACACACCACUGCAGCUGAAUGACAUAGUGUUUCUGAUCCGACCCGAUCCACUGGCCCAUGUUCCGGAGGCGUCUGCAGGCUGGAAGAGCAGUGGCAGGUCCAGACCAGAUACACCAGAGCUAAACAAAAUAUAA
Chanos chanos (milkfish) is the source of this 3693-nucleotide messenger RNA. RefSeq names its product potassium sodium-activated channel subfamily T member 1a (gene kcnt1a). Gene Ontology annotation, molecular function: intracellular sodium-activated potassium channel activity; outward rectifier potassium channel activity. The transcript is spliced from 31 exons. The record is from RefSeq and is a predicted model, not a curated record. The coding region runs from base 1 to 3693 and encodes 1230 amino acids. Gene Ontology annotation, biological process: potassium ion transmembrane transport. Gene Ontology annotation, cellular component: plasma membrane. Lineage: Eukaryota; Metazoa; Chordata; Actinopteri; Gonorynchiformes; Chanidae.